ACCAAUUAUGCUCUUUACUUUGAAUCUUUGGGAGUUGGUUUAUAUGACAAAGCUGUAAGAUACGAUCUGGAUACGGAUGUGAAGCAGGUCAUAAAACCUGACUUGACUGGGCCAUUGGGUGCUCGUAUCUUUGAUAAAGCUGUUAUGUACAAGUCAAAAUCCAUAUCAGAACCAGUGUAUUUUGAGUUUCCUGAAUUUAAAGGUAAUUCUCGUCGGGACUAUUGGCUGGAUAUAUGUCUGGAGAUCCUGCGUGCAAACAGGUUUAUUAGAAAACAUAAUUUCAAAGAGAUUCAGCAAUCAGAAGUGCUUGGAAGAGCUGUUCUUGGCAUUUUUCGAUACCGUGCUGUCAGAGAAGCUUUCCAUGUCUACUCCUCCCAGUACAAAACCUUGCUCAUAUUUAACCUGGCUGAAAGUCUUCCUGGGGGAGACACAAUCUUAGGGACACUGUCUAGUCGCUUGGCAUUUGUAGAUACCAAAACUUUUCCAAGUGAUGUGUUUGUGCCUCAAUAUAUGAAAUGGCCAUUAACAUUUUCCCCAGUUUCAGUCUUGACACUGAAACAUUUUGGGCUAACUUUGUCAAGGAGAUUAAACGUGGAUGGAGAAGUGGCAAUUGUUGGAGAUUUUUGUGUUGGAGAAACAAAUCCACUGGAGAUAGCAGUGAAGCAAUCAAUAUCUGACACAGGUAGGGCUGAAGCUGCACAGGCAACUGUGGACCAAGUGAAGGUAGAAGGAAUUGAUACAAAUGUCGCAGUAAUGAAGGAAUUGUUGUUUCCUGUUAUUGAAUUAGCUAGUCGGCUUCAACAUUUGGCUUCUUGGGAAGAUCCUUUCAAAUCAACAGUGUUCUUGUUGUUGACCUGCUAUGCCAUUGUAAGAGCCAAUUGAAAUCACUGAGACCGCUUCCUCUACUAUCAAGAUGGCCAACAAAGGGAAGUCUAUCAUCACCGAUGCCCAAAGAGUGACUCAGGUGGAGGACUCCCUUCGUGGCAUGAAAUAGAGGCUCCACAACUCAGGAAGGACAAUUGAACGUGUUAAGGCACGGAACACGUUAUGCUUCCUCAAUAUACCUG
Messenger RNA from Carica papaya (papaya), 1067 nucleotides. The record is from RefSeq and is a predicted model, not a curated record. Lineage: Eukaryota; Viridiplantae; Streptophyta; Magnoliopsida; Brassicales; Caricaceae.